AUGCGUCGCUUCCUGGGACUCGGCGGUGGCGGCGGCCCACCCCCGGUGUACGCCGGCCCCAUCUCCGGCGAUAACUCGGUCGAUCCCUACAGACCGGAGGACGUUCUGACGGUCAAGCACGGCGCGAACGAGUACCUCUUCAAGUACCCCACCAACACGAUUGCGACGCACGCCCUCAACGUCGGUCACCUUCGUGACAAGGUUGCCGAGAUCACCAGUGUCGAUGUCAAGCGCCUCUCGCUCAUCUGUGCCGGCCGCCAGCUUAAGGACGACAACGUCACACUGCAGACGCUGGGUAUCGAGCACGGUGCCAAGAUCCUCGCCGUGGGCACGAAUUCUGCUCCGCCGUCGAGGCCCGGGCCCAACACUGCUGCUGCUACCCUGCCGCCGCCCCCGAAGGUGAAGCUCGGUCCCUCCGAGAAGAUCGAGGCUGUUCGUGAUCAUGUCGUCGCCACGCUCUUCCCGCUCGUUGACGAUUUCAUCGCCGGUGAUGGAGCGGAAUCGCCAGAGAAGAGGGCCGACAUUCAUCGGAGACUGGGGGAGACCAUCAUGGGAGAGCUGCUGAAGCUUGAUGGAGUUGAGACGGAAGACCCCAAGAUCAGAGCUAGGCGGAAAGAGGUCGUCAGGGAGAUCCAGGGUGCUUUGGAUGCUUUGGACAAGGCCCUCAGGGAAUCUGCAUAA
Molecule: messenger RNA, 681 nt
Organism: Tricharina praecox
Lineage: Eukaryota; Fungi; Ascomycota; Pezizomycetes; Pezizales; Pyronemataceae
Product: BAG domain-containing protein
Exons: 1
Coding region: 1-681 (226 amino acids)
Biological process (GO): protein stabilization
Cellular component (GO): nucleus; membrane; cytosol
Molecular function (GO): protein-folding chaperone binding; adenyl-nucleotide exchange factor activity
Source: RefSeq, a predicted model, not a curated record